Molecule: messenger RNA, 4022 nt
Organism: [Candida] anglica
Lineage: Eukaryota; Fungi; Ascomycota; Pichiomycetes; Serinales; Debaryomycetaceae
Source: the annotation of a GenBank genome assembly
AAACGUAAAUCAUAGACACCCCCAACAAUUGACUACAAGAAUCCAUUAGUUCAAUGUCAGUAGAAACCGACGAUGAGAGGCUGCGCGUGUCUAUUGAUAGCGUAAAUCUAAACGACGAUCUAGCGGCCGAAUCUGAGAUUUCUUCUUCUUCCAUUUCGGUAGCGUCUACAUCACGGCACCAUGCUUCUUCCAAGAGACUUUCAAGCUCAGCGUUAUCGUUCCGAAACAGCAUUGAUGCCGAGUCCAGCUUUCUGUCGUCGCCCUACUUCUAUGCGACAAACUCGCACCUGGCGAACAAUGCCAACCGGGAACAACAACAAAUAAUGCAAAUACUCGAACAAGAUACACUUUCUCCACUUGGGCCUAAUGCAAUCUAUAAACUUACAGUUUCCUCGGACUUUGCGCGAACACAGAAGAACCGUGCCCCCAAGAGCCAUGUCACAAUCAAUGGGGGAGAGACCACCGUGUACAACCUUCAUACACCCACCACUAGUGCAAUCCCACAAAUUCAUUUACUGGCGUUGACCCAAAGAGUUAAAAACAGCGAAUUAAAGGAGAGGUAUAUUGAUCAUGACAUAGAUUCCGAAUAUAGACGAUUUGAUCUGCUGAAUAAUAAGUUAACAGAAGAUAUACUUCAGAAAUUUACUUCAGAAAUGACCGAACGGGAAUCCCAACAACAGCACCCUACAAUCCCAGAAAUUUUCAGAGAUCCUGACUUCCGUUUGGAUGAUCCACGUACGUUCAAGAAGGUUGUAGAAAAUUCAACCAUCCUUUCUCUGGAUGAAAACCAUCUUGAGGCAAGUGAGUACCUUGUAAACAACACACAGAUCCAAGAGAAACUUUCUUCCUAUCUUGACACAGUAGAGAUCCAAUUGGUACAAGAAAUAUCCCGUUCAUCUAAUUCAUUUUUUAACACCUUGGACGCUAUACAGGAUAUAGAACAUCAAUCAGGUUCAUGCAAUCAUCGGUUUGAUGAUAUCAUCAAUUCCCUUCAACUGAUGGAAGACAACGAAUGUACCAAUGGAUUAGAAAUCUUGAACAAGAUAAAGCUUCGUAAAAACGUUGAUCGUUUGGAGGCCUCAUUGAUUCAAAUUCAAUGUAUAUUACAGAAUUAUGAGUUAUGUCAAGAGAGUUACUCCAAGGGUGCAUUCACCAAAUGUCUUUCACAAAUAGUCUUAUUGGAGCAUCUUAGUUGUGGCUCAGAGCGUGAAGAUCUCCCCACGGAUAUUGAUAUCAGCACAUAUCCAAACAAUUUGCAAUUCCCAUUAGUUGAUUUGACGUCACUUCCCGCCCUUUUCGACUUGCAUAAUAAUCUUCACAAAUUGAAAUUGGAUUGUUCAAGAAGAUAUAUUGGUAUUUUUGUAGAUACCUUGGCAGAAGAUUUGAAUGAUCAUUGCGCUAGUAUUCCAGAACAAGAAACUUUGGAUCGAAUGGGAGGACUUAAAAGACCAAACAAAUAUCAAACAAUCCCUGAAGAAACUAAAAAUAAACUCAAGGAAUUUGUUGUAAACUUGGUAAAUUCAGGGCAACUUACACAGGCAUAUGCUGACUACCAAGAAAGGAUCGUAACUGAAGUGAAAGAUAUUAUUAAGGCUCAUUUACCUAAGAGUGGAAAUGCCGGGGCUAAUCUGGUUGAUAUGUCCAAUGCACCUUCAAGAUCUUCUUCCGUACCCCCACCACAGGAGAAUAGGGAAGGAGGGAAUGGUUAUUCUUUGGAUUCACAAACUCAAACAAAUCAAACUUCUCUUUCUACUAAUCUUAAAUCUAUGUCUGCCACAGAGUUCGAAACUAUGCUUACAACAAUCUUUACGAACUUAUCAGAAUGCUUGAGACGUCUUACAGCGCACCAAAAGUUACUUCUUGAUCUUGCCCUCACGGCAAUUCCAAUGACUGAUAGCAUUGAUGUUAUGGCACUUGAUAUCACUACAGCCAUUAAUAAAGCGAUUGAGAUUACUCAAGUUAGACUUGCCAAAAUUAUUAAUGUUCGCCUGGAACAAAUUGCAGACUUGAGCUUAGAUUCAUACCUCAAAAUGUAUGCUCUUUCAUCGGCUUACCUUCAAGAAUGCGAAUUGAUCAAUCCAGGGUUUAUUAGUAAUGGAGGAGGAAGCACCUUUAAUGAUUGGGUACGCAACCACGUUGGCUAUUUCAUUCAUCGGAUGCAUCUGAACUCAUUGAAACUGCUUAUUGCGGAUUGUGAUAAGGAAGUAUGGAAAGAAGUACUGGAUAGUGGUACAUUACAGGAAUCGCAACAGAUUCUUGAUGAAAUCAUUGGAUACGCAGAGUUUGUUGAAUCUCAAGGUAAAAGGGGGUUUUCUGGUCAACCUUGGUUGCAAUGUAUGAAGUUAGAUUCAGAGAGUAAACCAGUCGAAACUCCCGUUAUUCAAAUUUCCAAUUCCAGACUUACAAUUGGCAACAAGCUGUUCUUGAUUCCCACGUUAACAACAAAGGCUCUCAAACUGAUUAGAAACUAUAUUAUCUUGAGUAAACUAUUCCCACACAGGAGUGCUACUAUUGAAAACGAUUUAUUAAAUUAUUUCAAACUAAUGAACUCGAGAUCUUCACAGGCUAUUCUUGGAGCAGGUGCUACUAGGACUGCUGGGUUGAAGCAUAUUUUCCCUAAACAUAUGGCAUUAUGUAUUCAAAUGGUCGGUAUUAAUAUUGAAAUUUUGGAAAACAUCCAACAUGCAUUUAUUAAAAACAAUUCAGAUGGACCAGUCAAUGUUGGGCCUGAUGAAUUAACAUUCUCACGUAUUGCAAGUAAUUAUAGAGAUCACGAGAAUGAGAUAUUCAGCAAGUUAAUUGCAAUGAUGUACGAGCGUACUGUGAACCAUUGCAAUACAGUGAAGACCAUUGAUUGGUCCGAACCUAUCAAGCCACCACAACAAUGUCACCAGUACAUGGAAACACUUGUGAAAGAUACAACUACAAUAACCAAGGUUCUUGUAAAAUAUUUACCAGAACUUCAAUGUUCCCUUAUACUUCUGCAAGUGUUUGACAACUACAAAAAGCUUUUUGUUGAAUGCUAUUGUACCCAACUCCCUCAAUUCAAAGAUUUCAAUGAAAAGCAUACUUUGUUGAAAGAUAUUGACUACUUUAGAGUUAAACUUGGAGAGAUUCCUGGAUAUGGAAACUCUGGCCAAGUUAUUUGGGAGAAUAUUAAUGCAAUGCCAACCAUUGAAGAUGCGAAAAUGGAGGAGAUUAUGAGAAGUAAUAUAGAAGGUGAGAGGAAUGAGCAAAAGAAAAGCCAAGAAUUAAAGGAAAGAAGGUCGAUGGAAAUUGUCUCUGAACCAGCACAAGAAGAACCUAAGGAAGAACCUAAGGAAGAACCUAAGGAAGAACCUAAAGAAGAACCUAAAGAAGAACCUAAGGAAGAACCUAAGGAAGAACCUAAGGAAGAACCUAAAGAAGAACCUAAAGAAGAACCUAAAGAAGAACCUAAAGAAGAACCUAAGGAAGAACCUAAAGAAGAACCUAAAGAAGAACCCAAAGAAGAACCAAAGGAAGAACCUAAGGAAGUACCGAAGGAAGAACUUGAAGAAGAACCCAAGGUAGCCAAGGAAGAACCCAAAGAAGAAGUCAAAGAAGAGGUCAAGGAAGAACUUAAAGAAGAAUCCAAGGAAGAACCCAAAGAAGAGUCUAGGGACAUUAAAAAAGAUUUAAAUGAAUAUCCAUCUGAGCCAAAUAAUGAUGCUAAAAGUGCAGGUGCAGCAAAUACGUCCAAUGAAGUUCUCCUAGAAAGUGUAGUCAACAACAAUCAUGUUGUGAAUGGGGGUAAGUCUACAGAGAAUGGAACAAAAACAAAGGAACUCUUUGUAGAGGAUAACCAAAUGGUUUCUACUUUAGAAAACUCAAAGGAAAUAGAAAAUCUGGAAAAACCUACCAAGGAAGACAGUACCGAUGUGAAAGAGAAAGUAAAUUCAGAAGUAGAUGUAUUAAAAUAGCCUUAAUCCGAUAAUACAAAUUUUAAGGUAAUCAUUGAAUCAACAGAAUAUUAGUUAAUCCGCAUAAAUAUAUUAAAAUUA